GAAAGGAGUACUCCUGGUUUGCCAAUUUCGUAAUUGAUGCGGAGUGGAGAAGCAAAGAAAAACGACCACCUGAUGUUCAAAAGGUGGCUAAUUUGUGCUUUUACGUCUUCGUUUACCGAGUCUGUCACUCAGCCUUUUGACUUGGCAAAGACUCGACUUCAGCUUCAAAACACUGCUAAUGUUAUGAAUGGAGUGAAAACACCGUCGAGAGGCCUUUGGAGGACGAUGACAGGUGUUGUUCGAGAAGAAGGUUUUUGGGCACUCUUUGGAGGUGUUGGACCCGCAGCAUUGCGUCAAGUGAUUUAUGGAGGUAUUUGCACAGGUUUCUACAAGCCGCUGCGUCGUCUAAUGUAUCCGGGAGAAGAAAACCAAAACCUCAGUUUCCCCAAACGUCUGUGUGUUUCCCUAACGACGGGAAUCACUGGACAAACGUGUUCCCUUCCUUUAGACCUCAUUAAAGUCCGCAUGCAAGCAGAUGGACGUUUGAUCAUGAUGGGAGAAAAGCCACGAUACAAGAAUGCGACCGAUGCUUUUUUCACGAUUAUCCGGGAAGAAGGGGUUUCUGCGUUCUUCACGGGUGUUUCUCCCACCCUGAUUCGAGCUGGACUCCUCACAGUGGGUGGAAUCGCCUGCUACGACAGCAGCAAGGAGUGGAUCAUGCGCCACUUCCACACAUCGGAUUCGACUGCGAUGGGUCGUGUCAUAAACUGCACGCUCGCGUCUAUUUACAGCGGUUUUGUUUCGACAUGCAUGAGCAAUCCAUUCGACGUAGUGAAAACACGCAUGAUGGAGCAGCACCAAGACCGUCCUCUCUACAAAUCCAGCUUCGACUGUUUCAUCAAAACUGUGCGGUACGAAGGCGUUCUCGCUCUCACCAAGGGCUUCGGAGCCACGAUGUGUCGCAUGGCGCCCUGGCAGUUCAUUUUCUAUCAGCUGGGCGAGUUCCUCAGUAUGACGUUCCUUGGCGAAACCCUAACGAACUAUUCUGUUUGA
This is a messenger RNA of Blastocystis hominis, 993 nucleotides long. RefSeq lists its product as hypothetical. The record is from RefSeq and is a predicted model, not a curated record. NCBI's taxonomy places the organism in Eukaryota, Bigyra, Opalinata, Blastocystidae. The transcript is spliced from 4 exons. Gene Ontology annotation, biological process: response to cold. The coding region runs from base 73 to 993 and encodes 306 amino acids.